CAGUCGGCCGCCAGAACCGCUUUCAUGAGGAUAGAUGAAAUUCUUUUUUUUUUUGACCAGUUAGGUACUUGUUGAUUUUGACAAUUUGAUUGAAUAUGAUGACUUCGUGCCUACACUGCCAGCAGACCGGAAAGGGAGAGGGAGAAGCAGGGACAGGCGGACGUCCACUUUUGGAGAAACUGUUACCGGGGGGAUAUGCCCAUCUGGUGUGCUCCUAUGAGGAGACGGCACAGACUCAGUUCAGGGCUCAUAUCAAACUGAGAAUUACGUCACAAGAUGAGGUUCAUAAAUGGCUUGAAGAUUUCCAAACCUCCUCCGGGCUGACCUGGAGGAAGUCUAAAACGUAUCCAAACACUGGACGUUACAACGCCUACAGGGUGGACUUACGGUGUCAACACAACACGUUUCCCAGAACUUUUGUGAAAAAGACCAAAAAUACGUCAUGUGGUGCCACAAUGUAUUUGGUCCUGAAAAGACACGUACACAGCCAAAACAGGAAGUCGAGAUCCGGGGAUCCUCACAUUAAAGAUGGCUACCUACUGAACGUCAACCUCAGACACGAGCACAACCACCGGCUGUCGUGUGCGGACGCCGUGCGGAAGCGAGACGUCUCGGGCGAGACCAUCGCCAAACUGAAGACCCUCUUCGAGAACGGACACACCCCCUCCUCAGCGCUGGACACCAUCAAAUACGACCUGCAGGAGCAGGAAGGAGAAAACUACAUCAACGCCGCUGCAGACCGCUCCAUCUGCCCCGACGUUCAGUUCUGUUACAGGCUUUACUACAAACUUUUCCAGAGAGCAGGCAGUGAAAGUGUUUUGCCAGACGCAGGUGACGGCACUAACGUGAACUCCAGUCCUGAACAAGACACAUCUGUAGAACAUCUGGAGGAGAUGAUCCAGCAGUUCUGCAAGAGUCUCACAGACAAACUAAAAGAAGAUCCUCAAACCUUCACGGCGCCGAUCUGUACCUUUCUGGGAACCUACAACAAAAUGAACAACAGCUCUCUCACCACGGCGCUGCACUGUUUCGGGAAAGCGCCGCAGCUGAAAUCAAAAACUCUGCAGUCGUCGAAAACGUUGGGCGUACAGCCGACGGCGAUCGCCAGGAGGAAGGCGGCGCUGGGAGGAAGACGAGCGGCGAUACCCGGCCGACCUCUGAAGUGCUCGAGGAAGGAGCAGCAUCCGUACUCCAAAAAACAGCAGAGCAGCACAACCGAACCUCAGACUGUAUCAAACUGCGUAGAAGAGAACACACCUGUCAGCGGCGAUCACUAGUGCAGCUGCAGUGCUCUUCAUCUUCAUCCUCAUCCUCCCCAUCGUUUCCACAGGACGGACACUCAGUGAUGUUACAUGUCGUCUCAUCCGCAGCUCGUGUUUGUUAUUCAUCAUCUUUUAGAACCGGUUUAGUUUUUAUAGCAUUUUGUUCUGUGGUCAUCACAGUCAGUGGUUCUCAAAGUAGGGUUUGGGGACCCUCAGGGGUCCUUGAGGUGGUUCCAGGGGGUCUCCAGCAAAAAGAGGAUUCAUUUAUUUUCACUAUGAUUCCUUCCAUAAGUAACACAAAGACAGAAUUGGGUUUCAUACACUUUGUGUAAUUAAACAUCUAAAAUCUGAUCAGACGAGGAUCCUUCACCACUGAACGACAUUUAAUUCACAGGAUGGAAACUCAGAAACACCAGGAGACUUAUUCUGAGAUAAUGUGACCGUGUUUUCCCAUUUUCACUCAAAAUGUUUGUCAAUAAACAUUGUUUACUGUAAAAA
Messenger RNA from Thunnus maccoyii (southern bluefin tuna), 1760 nucleotides. RefSeq lists its product as uncharacterized. The transcript has 7 exons. The coding region runs from base 96 to 1277 and encodes 393 amino acids. Lineage: Eukaryota; Metazoa; Chordata; Actinopteri; Scombriformes; Scombridae. The record is from RefSeq and is a predicted model, not a curated record.